AUGUCCGACUCGGACCCGGGUGGCAUCGCACUUGCGGGAUCCUCUAGGAAGCGUGCUAGAACAAUAUCCAAUCUUACCGAGGAGCAGAUCCAACACAAGCGCAGCGUUGAUCGCAAAGCUCAGCGUGCCUUUCGCCAGCGGACAAAGGACUGCAUCGCACAUCUCGAACAGCAGUUCGCCCAAGUCCAGGAGAGGUGCGCCCAAAGGGAGAAAAAACUGCUGUCGCUGCGGGAGCAAAACAAGACCCUCCUCCGCUGUCUGGAGACCAUUGUUGACCUGGCCUCGACCACGCUGAGCCAGACCAUCGACGAUGCGAGCACGAGUGAUGGCUCCGAAAGCGGUAGCAGCACCCAAGGAUGCGAGGGGCGCCAUCAAGGAGAUGCUGUCCAAGGGCCCGACUCCCAGCACACGUUUGGAGCGCAGGGCAUGCACUCGCCCACCGUUUCUGAGCCGGAAAGACGCCAAACUGAUCUGCCAACACAGGCUGCACAAAUGCAGCCAGAUCAUCCCCAUUAUGUACCCGAUCGCUAUUCAUUCACGGGAGGCGACUCGUCCUACACCGCCACGUCGACCGCUUCUGUGAGCACGAAGGACAGCCACGCGUCACCAACGGAAAGCUACCAGCUUCCACGGCCUAUUUUGAACGCUGCACAGUUCUCGGUGGACCCGCAGAUUGCCCAGACCGCUGACGACGCGUCCCGGACCGAAUCCUUUGCCGCGCUGCCAACUCCCUGCAGUACCAUGACGGUGGAUUCACGAUAUUACGUCAAGCCAACUUCCGUCUUCGCCGUUCUUCCUUCCCACUUGCCCUCGACAUGCCCUCUGGACCAGAUACUGCUCGACUUCCUCAGCUCCCGCAGAGACAUGCUCUCCAGUGGCAUGCCCAUUGAAACGGUCAUUGGGCCGCGGAAACCAACAGUCAAGGCUGUCAUCAACCCUGAGCUGGUCACUUCUGUGCACCCUCUCAGUGGAGUCCUGGCUGGGGUCUUGUCAACCUUUCCCUAUGUCGGACAAACGGAGAAGCUGGCCUUCUUUUACCUCAUGUGUCUAACUAUGACGUGGCAAGUCUCUCCCACCAAAGAAAAUUACAUGUCCAUGCCGACAUGGCUGAGGCCGACGGUGGCGCAAAUUACAAUCCCACAUCCUGUGUGGAUAGACAACAUUCCGUGGCCGGGCGUCCGGGACAUAUUGAUAGAGAACUCGGAGGAUUUCCCGUUCCAACUAUUUUCCGACUACUACUCCCAGAACGUGACGGUGAACUGGCAGUUUGACAGCCUCGACGCUAUCUCGGAUAUGGACAACGACGCUGUAUUACAUUCGAUUUUCGAGAAACACGUUCGUAACCUGAAGAACUGGACCGUCUCGCCCGAGUUCCACACACGCUUCCCCGAAAUGGUAUCCGCAAUCUACGCUGACGACUAA
Messenger RNA from Pseudomassariella vexata, 1422 nucleotides. RefSeq lists its product as uncharacterized. The coding region runs from base 1 to 1422 and encodes 473 amino acids. Gene Ontology annotation, molecular function: DNA-binding transcription factor activity. The transcript is spliced from 4 exons. Lineage: Eukaryota; Fungi; Ascomycota; Sordariomycetes; Amphisphaeriales; Pseudomassariaceae. Gene Ontology annotation, biological process: regulation of DNA-templated transcription. The record is from RefSeq and is a predicted model, not a curated record.